AUGGAUGAGUCCAUGCAAACUUUUGGAUUAGCUAUCAUAUUUGAAACCAAUAAAAAAGUACUUAAGAGCUUGGAACCUUUGUUGCUGUUGGUGUUAUUAUCAAAUAGUAUCGAUUCUAAGGAGAGGAUGGAGGAGCAGAAGAAGGCUUCGAGUUCGAGUACUACAGAGAAAGAAGUGAGAGAGAGAAACGAAAAUGAUGAAAAAGAGAUGGGAAGGGAAGAUGUUCAUUACAGAGGAGUCCGACGCCGCCCUUGGGGUAAAUUUGCGGCGGAGAUACGCGACCCUUCUAGGCGUGGCGCACGUCUAUGGCUCGGAACCUUCGAUACGGCGGAGGAAGCAGCAAAUGCUUAUGAUCGAGCCGCGUUUGCGUUUAGGGGUCAUCUCGCCAUCCUUAACUUCCCUAAUCAACACCACUCUCAUUCCUCUUUUACCUCGUCGUCGUUGUCUUCUUCUUCUUCUUCUUCUUCUUCUGCUUCGGCUUCUGCUUCAGCUUCUGGGUCUGCUUCUGCUAGUGGAGGAGACGUUGAGAAGCCAAGUUUAUCAAUUGGAGCCAAAAGAGAAAGAGAUGUCAUUGAGUUUGAGUAUCUGGACGAUAAGCUUCUGGAGGAGCUUCUCGCAGUCGAAACAGUGGAGGACACCACCAAGACCACCAAGGGCAAGGAAUGCUGA
Macadamia integrifolia is the source of this 669-nucleotide messenger RNA. Its product is annotated as ethylene-responsive transcription factor ERF098-like. Gene Ontology annotation, biological process: ethylene-activated signaling pathway; regulation of DNA-templated transcription. Gene Ontology annotation, molecular function: DNA binding; DNA-binding transcription factor activity. The record is from RefSeq and is a predicted model, not a curated record. Bases 1 to 669 code for a protein of 222 amino acids. The transcript has a single exon. NCBI's taxonomy places the organism in Eukaryota, Viridiplantae, Streptophyta, Magnoliopsida, Proteales, Proteaceae.